AUUUAGUGAAUCGGAUCACCUCGGGCCCAUGUGUGCGACAUGUGACCAGCAGUCAAAUAAAGCAGUAGGCUGGUGAAACUUUGGUCAGGAACUUCGUAAAGAGAGGCUGCGCAGACGCUCAGUGAACGGAACAUGCCUCCUGCUCCAGCAGAUGUUUUGGGCUCCAAGCCCCUGGAUGGCGGUUGGGGCUGGAUGGUGGUGAUUGGGGCCCAUAUUUCCAUUGGGUUUGCCUACUCCACACCCAAAGCCCUUUCCAUUUUCUUUAAAGACAUUCAAGAAGACUUGCAGGCUGGCUACAGUGAAAUAGCAUGGAUUUCCUCUAUUAUGCUAGCUGCCAUGUAUGCAGGAGGACCGGUGAGCAGCAUGUUGGUCAAUCGUUUUGGGAGCCGACCAAUUGUCAUCAUGGGUGGACUGAUGUGUGGAGUGUCUAUGGUAACCGCAUCUUUUGGGAGCUCCAUCGCUUAUCUCUACUUCUGCAUUGGCGUCAUUGGAGGUUGUGGACUCGCCUUUAACCUGAAUGCAUCUCUCACCAUCAUCAGUAAAUAUUUUCUGGCCAGGCGUCCUUUAGCCAAUGGACUUGCUAUGGCUGGCAGUCCAGUGUUCCUUUGUUUCCUGGCUCCUCUUAACCAAUAUCUACUGGGCACAUAUGGCUGGAGAGGAAGCCUCCUUAUCCUGGGGGGUCUGAUGCUCAACUGUUGUGUUGCUGGAGCCCUCAUGCGACCUGUUUGUAAGACACUCGCUUGUGCACCGCAGCAAAACGUGGAUCGGCCAAAUAAGUGCAAGACUAAGAUAAAAGGAAGCUGUGUGAAGAACACAAAGAAGUUUGUGGAUCUGUCCUUUUUCAGGGACAGGGGCUUUGUCAUUUACCUAAUAGGAAAUGUCAUGUUCAUCUUUGGAGCGUAUGCACCCAUUGUGUUCCUGUCUACCUAUGCUGUUAGCCAAGGUGUUGAGAAGUACUCUGCGGCCUACCUGCUCUCCAUUAUGGGCUUUGUUGACAUGUUUGUUCGACCCGGCACAGGCCUGGUAGCCAACAGCAAGUGGAUCAGGCCUAGAAUUCAGUACUUCUUCAGCUUUGCCAUGGUUUUUAAUGGAACGUGCCAUUUGCUGUGCCCUCUGAUGAGGAGCUAUACCCUCCUGGUGGUCUACGCAGUAUUUUUUGGUGUGGGGUUUGGGAUGGUUUUCGCCCUGAUAUUUGAAUGCCUCAUGGAUCUGAUGGGAAAUCAGCGCUUCCCCAGCGCCGUUGGACUUGUCACGAUUGUGGAGUGCUUCCCCAUGCUGCUGGGACCACCUGCUGCAGGGUUACUGGUAGACAUCUUUGGCGACUACAAGUACCUUUUCCUCAUGUGUGGCUCAGUCAUCACGACUGGCGGGCUUUUUCUCUUCGUCAUGAACAUCUACAACUACCACAUGCUGGAGAAAGAAAAGAGAGCUAAAGACCGAGAGCGUAACCAAACUAACAUAGAGAACCAGGAGCAGAUGAGCAUCUCAGCGGCAGAGAUGGAGCAGCCUGAAGCUGAGGAGACGGAGAUGAGCGCAGCCCAGCAGGGCCCAGAGAGCGCCGAAACAAAAUGAAAUGUGAUUGCUUUAUUUAGCGUGAAUGCAGCGGGGUGAUAGUUGUAGCUGUACAGGUUGAUCUUAGCACAGAUUGCUUUCUGCUUGCUCGCACUCAUUUUUAACAGACUGAUUUAUUCGUUCAGUCAGUCGGCAAUUACUUUGACUUUUGAUGAACUGUAAAGUCUUUCAACCAGCAGACAACACAGAGACUACAGCCAUGCUAACAGGUUGUAUAGCAACUUGAGCUAAUUGCUAAUAUCGGCGCGCAAAGCUGCUUAACAUUGUUAAACGUGGAGAUUUCUCACUGGUAUAGAUUUUUGACUAUAUUCACCAUGUUAGCUUAGUGUGUUUCCUUUUUUUAAUUACUUUUGCUAAUUAGCACAAGGUAGAGCUAAAGCUGAUGGAAGUUUUGCUGUACAAGCCAUACAUACAUACGUACGUACAUACAUACAUGAACAACUUUGACCUGAUUAUGGCUCUUGAUGAAGAAUUGAAGAUGGUUAACCAAUUUUUUUUGAAAGUUUAAAAGUUUUUUCCUGUGCAUGUGAGUUUGUGCAGCCUGUAAGUAAAUAUCAGUAUUGGGUCAAGUUUUUUUUAAAUGAGAAAUGCAUCUUGUUGGAGUACCUUUUGUGUUACCAAAAACAAAACCCUUUUUGCAAUUCAUUCUUGAUCCUGCCAGUUAUUUUGUUCUGAAGGCACAACUCUUAUUAUACAUUAACCUUUUGAUUUGUAUUGAUCUACCUCAUUGCAAACCGAUAUGAGUGCCUUUUACUCUGUAAACAACAAAAAGCUGUUUGUUUUUCCACAGAGUAGGAUGGGGAACUAAAACUAGAAGUUAUUAUUUCUGAGUUGACUCACUGGCACCUCUUUAUCAGUGGACCUCGCCAGCAGCUGUGUUGUGAAGCUGUUGUGCUUUUUCACAUUUCAAGCAGCGCUGUUUGUAGCUGAGAGACAUUGUUUUCUCAGACACAGUCUGUGAUUUCUUGUAUUGUUGUUCUUUUUUCUGCACAAUUGAAAAGUGAUGCGAAUAUUUACUGUAAAAAAUGUAAAUUCUGGAAUUUACAGUUUGUUGAUCAGGUCUUGUUGUCAAAAUGAUAUGAUGCUACCCUGUGCAUCAAGUUUGGUUGAACUCUUGAUGGUUCAGGAGGGGUUUGUGGACAGACAGAGAUUUCUGUUUUUAUAGUAAGUUACAGCAAAUCUCAUGUUUUUAUUACUUUCCUCAGUAUGCUUCAAGGUUACAUGACACUUUCUAGAAAAUGAGUAAAUUAUCCCACAGCACUAAGGCCACACAGAGGAAGAAAAACUGUGACAGUGAUUCUUAAAAUGAAAUGAAAUUGUAUUUUCUGUCUUUUUAUAUAAUGCGUUAGUAAUGCAGAUGUGUCUGGGAUUUUCUUUUUUGUUUACUGGGUUAAAAAAAAAAGUUACAUUUGAGUAGUAAUGGAUGGAAAAGAUGCCAUGAAUUGCAAAUGUGUUAUGUUACCCGUGACAACAAAGAAAUAAAAGAGUACUGUCACAAAGUACAAAGCUAAGACCUUUAGCUAUAUGUCAAACUUUAGCUGCUCUAAACAGCUAAUUUCUCUCCUGUUUAAAUAUCAGUCAUCUCUUUAACAUUCAUGGGGAAAUUAUGACCAGCAUGUUUUACUAAUUUACAGUCAUCUGUCCACUCUGUCAGCUCUCUAGAGGUAUGCCAUUUGUACAACUGCACCUGUCUGGACUCUGGAGCAAUGUUGAAUUGUGUACUUUCCUUUAAACCUGUGAUGUUUUUCCACCGUUGUUUUCACCGUACUGAAAACACUGAUAUUUUGUUGUAGUACUGCACAUGCAGUGAUUACAUUUUAUAACUUCUACUUUCUGUAUGUGAAAUACUGUGUCUGCUGGUCCAUAUUUUUCCAUUUUUUUUGGUUGGUCUUUGUAAAGUCUGUAAAGUUUAAACAUACACUAACAAAGCCCGUUGUUGGAGUCUUAAACUGACUUUAAUUCUGUAAUCAACAGCACGUGAUGACACCUUUUUAACCUUUUUAACCGUUUGUCAGUAUUUAUUAAUUUCAAGCUGAAACACAAACUAACGAGUGCCCCAAAAUGAUGCCAUAAUUUUGUGUUGACAUUUAACAGUCACAUUUAUUUUAUGGAGAAGAUGGAUUUGUAUAAACUGUUAAUCGAUUUAAUGCUAUGUAUUUGCUUUUCUUAUUUGAUUUCUUUAUCUGAGUAACAAUUUUAAGGUUUACUUUUCGAAACUGUUCUGAUUCUUUUGAAAUUUACACACCAGAUCUGACAUAUUUUUAAGAUGUGCGAAUUGUACCAAUAAUGGUAGAUGACACUAUGUGGUUUAUCUAUGUAGAUGAUUAUUUAGGUCUUCAAAUGAGAAGGAUGAAUAGCCCUGUUUAAUUUCCCUCCUCAUUUUUUGCACUAUCCAGCGUGCUUUUUUUGCAUUUCACUUUCAUCCGGCGAUGCUCAAGAAAUGCCAUCAAAUCAAGAUGUAGCGUGCAGCUUUUUCAAUGUUGGCGCCUGUGUCCAAUUUUUCACGACAAUUAGAAAACUGGGGAACAAGUUUGGAAAUGUCAGCCGCUUAAGGGUGUGAGCGCCUAAUGAACCAAAGCCCGGCUGUUCCAGGCUAGUGCUCCUGUGUGCGGCCUCACACGCAUCAGCAAAUCAGUGGGCCAAUAAAUUAGAAAUGCACAGGCGAGUACAGAUACACACGUGUUUGCUAUCUCCUGUCCCUUUGCUGAGUAUUAUACAAGGUCUUUGGACAUGACAAGGUGGAAAGGUACCCGAGAGACGAGGCUGCGGUUGCAGCGGCCAGGAAUCCGUUUGUCAUUAUUAUAUUCACUCUCACCUCGUGCUCCCCUCUGGCCUCCUGACCCUCCUCUACAGGCUGCCCUUCUCAUAAUGUUUGUUCCUGUGGAGUUCCAUAAAUGUUGUCCUCCAUGCCCAAUGGUAAAAAAAACACAAGACUUCUGGAUCUCCAGAGGGUCUUGGAGGUGGUCCAAUGACUAGGCAAUGCUGGGUGAAAAGUGCUGUGGAGCAAAAAAUAAACAGCCGUGAAUAAAAUGGCUUGAGGGUAGUUUACACUUCUGCAUUGCUGUUUAGUAAUUUCACAGUUAAUGCAAUGUUAUGUGAUCAUGAUCUCAAUAAACAUGGGCUACGUCCUUACC
This is a messenger RNA of Pundamilia nyererei, 4706 nucleotides long. Its product is annotated as monocarboxylate transporter 2-like. Gene Ontology annotation, biological process: monocarboxylic acid transport; transmembrane transport. Gene Ontology annotation, molecular function: monocarboxylic acid transmembrane transporter activity. The coding region runs from base 133 to 1572 and encodes 479 amino acids. Gene Ontology annotation, cellular component: basolateral plasma membrane. The transcript is spliced from 5 exons. NCBI's taxonomy places the organism in Eukaryota, Metazoa, Chordata, Actinopteri, Cichliformes, Cichlidae. The record is from RefSeq and is a predicted model, not a curated record.